Messenger RNA from Hydractinia symbiolongicarpus, 879 nucleotides. RefSeq names its product epididymal sperm-binding protein 1-like. NCBI's taxonomy places the organism in Eukaryota, Metazoa, Cnidaria, Hydrozoa, Anthoathecata, Hydractiniidae. The record is from RefSeq and is a predicted model, not a curated record. The transcript has 7 exons. Gene Ontology annotation, cellular component: cell surface. Bases 1 to 879 code for a protein of 292 amino acids. Gene Ontology annotation, molecular function: heparin binding.
AUGUCGCGUAGAAAAUAUAACGCAGAUGAUGAGGUGGAUUGCAUUUUUCCUUUUGAAUUCAAAAACGUCACAUACAAAUCGUGCACAACGGUUGAAAACAAAGGUCAGGCGUGGUGCUCUUUAGAUUCUAAGUACCGAGACAGAUGGAAAGACUGUCCAUCAGGUAGUUAUAUUAUCCAUAUGCAUUUUAUGCAUCUAAUAACAAGCUUCUGGAAGAAUAUUUGGUUCAUUAGGCGAAUAGUUAUUUCUAAGGAAAUUUCUCAAAACUGUCAUACAAAAAAAACUAGUAAUCACACAGCAGCCAGAGGAGAAGAUUGUGUUUUCCCAUUUCGUUAUCGUGGAACAUGGUAUGAAAGAUGCAUUACAAACGACAGAGAAUCACUAUGGUGUUCUAAAGACCCAGUGUUUAUGGGCAACUGGAAAUUUUGCAAGUCCAAGGAAGACUUAGAAGUUACCAAUGACAAACAUUGUGUAUUUCCAUUCAUCUAUGAGGGUAUUGAAUACAAAGGAUGCACAAUGCGAGAUUCAGAAAAACCUUGGUGUUCAAAAGAUGCUGUAUUCAAAGAUAAAUGGAAAUAUUGUCCGAGAGGUGGUGAAGGGUGUGUUUUCCCAUUCAAGUAUCGUGGUCAAAUUUACAAUGACUGCACGCGCGAUAAUGGCGAAGAUUUAUGGUGUUCACAAGACGCUGUUUUUGAUGGAAGGUCUAAGAAAUGCACUUCAAGUGAAACAGAUUGUAUAUUCCCAUUUCAUUACAAUGGAAAGGUGUUUACAUCUUGCACUCAUGAAGAUUUUGGCAGGGCGUGGUGUUCUAAAGAUAAAUUUUACAAAGGUAGACGAAGAAAAUGCCCAGUGGGUAAGAAUAUAAUGACUUUGGUCUAA